Haemonchus placei is the source of this 681-nucleotide messenger RNA. NCBI's taxonomy places the organism in Eukaryota, Metazoa, Nematoda, Chromadorea, Rhabditida, Trichostrongylidae. The record is from the annotation of a GenBank genome assembly.
AUGAAGUUGGUCGUGCUCUGUGUUUUGUGUGGAAUCGCUUUUGCAGCACCCAGACAAAAGCGCCUCACUGUGGGCACGAUCUCCGUUAGUGGAGGAGUCGGUGGUUCCACAGGAUGUGUAGUAACUGGUAAUGUGCUUUAUGCAAAUGGAUUCCGCCUACGUGAACUCACUUCAUCAGAACAACAGGAAUUGGUAAACUAUGAGAAGCAAUUGGCUGAUUAUAAAGAGGCCGUGAAGAAGGCCCUCAAGGAACGUCAGGAAAGCCUAAAAGCCCGCAUGGCUGGUAAGAAGGAGAAAGCUGUGACGCCUAAGGAGGAGGAUCUUCCUAAAGCACCAGAGAAGCCAUCAUUCUGCACUGAUGAUGACACUACUCAAUUCUACUUCGAUGGAUGCAUGGUUCAGGGCAACAAGGUCUACGUUGGUAACACAUUCGCCCGUGAUCUGGAUCACAACGAAAUUCAAGAGCUGAAGGAAUUCGAGAAAAAACAGACGGUCUACCAAGAAUACGUUCAGAAGCAGAUCCAACAGCAAGUAACCAACCUAUUUGGUGGUGCUGACUUCUUCUCGUCCUUCUUCAACAGUGCAUCAAAGGAUGCUACUACCACCACGGUAGCUCCAGCUCUUCCCGAUGAUGCACCCGAACAACCACCUGUGCCUAACUUCUGUACGAGAAUCUAUUGA